AUGCUAUCCCACCACUACUGUCGUUUCGUUCGUUCCUUAGGCCUCGUGGUCUAUAAUUUCGGUCCCGUUGACUGGCGCGACGUUCGUGCGACAAUUUCGACUUUGUCCCCCGAAGAUCUCCCCCUCACUCCCUUGAAACAACUCGUCAGGAAGAAAAGAAAGGAGGAUACAACCCUUAAAAACAAUCGUCCAAGUCCCAAAAGGUACCGUUGCUGGAGAUUGGAGCUACACAGAGCGCCGAGUGCAAGCCAUGUUUGGAUAAUGGGAGACACGCGAUCCCCCCUGUCGCCCGUCGAUAUGUCGGAGCCCCCUUCCCCCGAAGACAUGGCCGCAACAGAUCUUUCAACGACCCAUUCCUCUUCGUUACCGCCGCCAAAUGAGCAAUCUUUAUGCUCCGAAAAGAAAUCAACUGCGUCAAGCGUAUCGUCCAGCGGCCUAGAUCAGCCCGCGCCUGACGCUCCCGCCGAUGAUCAAGCUACAAAACCAGUCUCAGAACUCACGCCUCCGCCGCCUUUUGCAAAAGCCAAGGGAGUCACCACAUUACAGGAAGCCGAAACUUCGACAACCGUUAGCUUGAGCUCUUUGCGCAGUAUUCCCAGCAUCGUUGUCAAUGAACCCUCGUCGCGACCGGCUUCUCGUCCAGGUUCACGGCCCGGCUCUCGACCAGGCUCGCGUUGGUCAGAACGGAAAUGGGGCACUCUGAGAAGUAAGCGGUCGGCGGAGCUCGUGAGAGACACCGAAUCCCCGCCGCCUGUACCGCAAAUCGAACCUCAAUUCAGCGGCAUUUCGUUGGACAUUCCCACUGGGUCUCUUGAUGGUCUUGGUGCGCAAGCGAUGCGAUUCUCCAAACGUGGAAGUCUUAUCCAGGAGGAGGAAAGGCUACAGCUCGAGAGAAAGCUCAAGGCCCAGGAGGGAAGUGCGAAGAUGGAUGGAACCCAUCACGAUCAGAACGACACAGAGGGUCAGAACGGAUCCGCGGUGGAUAAUCCUGUGACCGCCCGGAGGCGUCCAAAACCUCGUUCCCUGCUUCGCGUAAGCCGAAGUAGCAUCCCCAGCCGGGCGAUUUCUGCAGAUGAGGAUAUGUUAUCCCGGAGGGUCAGAUUAAUGUACGCAAAAGGGGACGAGAAUGUUACAGACUCGGAAGUCGCAAGGUCAUAUGCCUUGGAGAAUGGAAUUCUAUGGGAGGAGCCAACUCCUACUAACACGGAGACAUUUGAAACCAGUGUCUCCGACGGAGAUACCAAGUCUGCUGAAUGUUCCCCGAAACCGCCCACUGAUCAUGAGAGCAGUCCGGUACCUAAAAGGGAGCAUAAUGAGUUAGCGGGAGGAAUUGAGUACUGGCAGAAUAUAAAAGCCGGAGAUGUGGAUAGGUACGGCUUCAUUCGCGCCUCGCCGUCAAGUUCUGGUGAGCCCUCGGAAUUCAGCCCUAUUCAAAGGGUCUCCACCAGCCUACUCCUGGCUUCGGAGACACCACGGCGGAAACGCUCGAUUCGACCACCGUCUGCUCUGGCAAGCAACCGUUCGUUCACAGGGCGAUCUCCCUCGCGACAAAACUCAGAGGCGUCUAUGCGCCCAGCGUCCUCACAGAGCAUGUAUAGCUCUCCCUUGCGCCGGUCUACCUCACGGUUUCGACAAGCGACAAAUCAUCUUCCCCACAAUCGCAAUCGCCGCUUCAAGGAUGAAGCUGGAGAUAUGCUCACACUGCCGACCGAGUCCGCAACUUUCGACAAGCUAGAUAGCGCUGCUGCGCGUGCGGCCCGGAAAAAAGAAUGGGAACGAGAGGAUAAGUGGACUAAAAUGGCUAAACCCACGAGUAAGGGCAAAGAUGGCGGUGGGAUGACGUUUGAAUUUGACACGAAAAGUUCAAAGCUCAUUGAACGGACGUGGAAAGGUAUACCCGACCGCUGGCGCUCCUCAGCAUGGUACGCGUUCUUAGAAGCCAGCGCCAAGAAGCACAAAGAUAGCCCAACAGACAAGGACCUCAUUGAAGCCUUCCAGGAGUACCAGUUGGUUUCAUCCCCCGACGAUGUUCAGAUUGAUAUCGACGUUCCGAGAACAAUAUCCAGCCAUAUCAUGUUUCGACGACGCUACCGCGGUGGUCAACGUCUUCUUUUCCGUGUCUUGCACGCAAUGUCCCUGUAUUUUCCAGACACGGGAUAUGUUCAGGGCAUGGCAGCUCUGGCGGCUACACUGCUUGCUUACUAUGAUGAGGAGCACACAUUUAUUAUGCUCGUUCGGCUGUGGCAAUUGCGAGGACUAGAGAAGCUCUACCGCUCAGGGUUCGCAGGGCUCAUGGAGGCUCUUGGUGACUUUGAACGGGAAUGGCUGGAAGGAGGAGAAGUUGCGGCUAAGUUGACCGAACUUGGAAUUCCACCUACAGCAUACGGUACUCGUUGGUACUUAACCUUGUUUAACUACUCGAUCCCAUUCCCGGCCCAACUUCGAGUUUGGGAUGUCUUCAUGCUGCUCGGCGAUGCAGAUGACGGCGUUUUAUCGAGCUCCGGCAAAGGUGGCAAGGGAGAAGUUGCCAAAGCAGACGGCUUCGGCAGGGGCUUAGACGUCCUUCAUGCAACUUCAGCGGCCCUCAUCGACGGCAUGCGUGAGAUUAUCCUCGAUUCCGACUUUGAGAACUCCAUGAAGGUCCUCACUAGCUGGAUUCCGAUCAAAGAUGUCGAGCUCUUUAUGCGUGUCGCCAAGGCCGAGUGGAAAGUCCACCGUCGAAAGAAGUUGGCAUAA
Messenger RNA from Aspergillus calidoustus, 2736 nucleotides. The record is from the annotation of a GenBank genome assembly. Lineage: Eukaryota; Fungi; Ascomycota; Eurotiomycetes; Eurotiales; Aspergillaceae.